Molecule: messenger RNA, 663 nt
Organism: Prorocentrum cordatum
Lineage: Eukaryota; Dinophyceae; Prorocentrales; Prorocentraceae
Source: the annotation of a GenBank genome assembly
AUGGUCGACGAGAACGAGCUGCUGCAGGAGGCCGUGGCGGCCGAGAAGAGCAAGGCCAGAGAGAUGCAGGAGGCCGUGGCGGCCAAGGAGGCCAAGAUCGAAAACCUGAGGGAGAACCUGACCGAGAUCCAGGAGGAGCUCGAUGCCGCGAAGGAGGCCAAGCGCCCGCUGCACAACACCAUGCAGCAGGCCUUGAUCGAUGAGCUCACGGAGCAGCUCAACUCCCUGAGGGAGGCAAACAGGAUUGCGGAGGCCAGGGCAGUGGAUUUGAUGUGCGCGCUGAGGUCGGAGGAGAUGAGGCACAAGAGGGAGAAGGAUGAGCUCAUGCAGAGGCUGCGGGGGUGCGAGCACAUCAGCGAGGAGGACCGGGACGCGGAGAUGAACGAGCUCAGGGAGAGGCUGCUGAGCACGGAACAGGACAAGAACGUGCUCGCGAACGACUUCGAGUGGAAGGAGCUCCAGUGGAAGACCCAGGUCGAGGACGCACAGCGCGAGUUGGCCGAUGUGAAGAGGCGGCUGGCCAGCGAGGCGGCCAAGCACCAGUCCCACGCCGCGGCGCUGGAGGCGAGCGCCAAGGCGCUGCAGGCCCAGGCAGCACCGCCGGCCGACCCCCAGCGGGCAGCGGCCGAGCCAGCCUUCGGCCUUCGCUGGUUCUCGGGCGGG